CGACUACUUCAAGUGUGCUGCGUUGCGAGUUUAAGCGUAUCUUUAGUGUGUUUUAAGUGGUAUUUACGUUCCAGAUUGACGUAAACCAGAGGCAAAGGCGAUGAGCUGCCCGCAGAAGUCCACUCGUCGCUUCUUUCCCCUGACGGUGGAGAAAGUGCCUGACGAAGAAGAGAAACUGCUUCAGGCUAAGGGCUUCCUCGGCUACACGAACCUCGUACGGACGAACCCUUCUCUGGUUCCUCUUCGGCCUGCGUACGCUGACCUCGCUGAAAGCUACUACAACUUCGACUUCCGUUCCGACGACACGGUGCUCCUGACGUUCCCGAAGAGUGGCACCACGUGGCUCUCGGAGGCACUGUGGGCCAUCAGGAACCUCAAUCAGCUUGACCAGGCGGACGAGGCAGACAUUGACGAAAGGGUGUUCUUUUUGGAUAGUGACUUUUUGCAACCCGCACCUAACGACGUUGACACUCCCGCCAUGAAGAAGUUCUCCGCAGCCUGUCCAGAGGGCCGAGUGGAGGACGGCGUCACCCUCCAGAUGGCAGCAGCGGAGAAAGGCCCCAGAAUACUGAAAUCGCACCUGCAACUGGAACUGCUGAACCCCGACCUUUUAGACACUUGCAAGGUCGUGUACAUGGCUCGCAACCCCAAAGACGUCUGUGUCUCCUACUUCCACCACUGCAAGAAGAACACGAAGAAGAUCUUCCAAGGCGAAUUUUCGGACUUCGCGGAAGCUUUCAUGGGCAAUCAGCUGCUCUUCGCUCCCUACUGGGACCACGUGCGACAGGUGUGGCUGCGGAGGGGACACGAGAACCUCCACUUCAUGUUUUUUGAACACAUGAAGAGGGAUGUUUUCGGGGAGCUUAAGCGGCUGGCGACCUUCUUGGAAGCAGAUCUCAGCGACGAGGACGUUCGGAGGGUCGCGGACCACUGCAGCUUCGGGAGGAUGCAGGAGCGAGAGCAGCGCCAGAGCCAAGGGCGCGGCCCGCUCUACGGCGUCCCCGGCUUCUUCCACAAGGGCGCGAUCGGAGGCUGGAAGGACGUGGCUUCGCAGGACCUCAACGACCGCUUUGAUAACUGGAUAAUUGAUAAUAAUUGCGGCAUCGACAUUCCUUUCACGUAUGAAUGAUGCUUCUGAUUUGGGUUAGAUGAUUUGGUGAAUGUUUUCUGCAUCAAAGUUCAUCUGUGCUUUACAUCGAGUGUUUUAGUUAGUUUGUUAUUCACUGUAAGGGAGGCUGUAUGUAUCUGGAAUAUAUCGAGACUGCAAAAAGGGGGUUCAGGAAAAUUAUGUAUGAGCUUCCCCUCAAAAGAGGAUAGCCAAAAAAGAAAAUGUCUACCAUGUGUUAUCUAAGAAAACGAGAUUUAUGGGGGUAACUAAUAUAAUAUUCCAUUAUCUCAAAACUAUUGGAGAAAAAAAUGAAAAUGUCUAAGAUGUCUUAUCUAAGAAAACAAGAUUUUUUGUGAGUAACUAAUAUAGUAUUCUAUGUUCUCAAAGUCAUUGUAGGAAUGAUAAGACCAAAUUCUGGACUCAGUGAUCAGUGAUGCAGUUUAAUACCAACUCACCAAAAUAUUAAUGAUUUAUGUAGUUUAUCUUUUAUUAAUGUUAUUUUAUGAGUGCUUAAGUGUUUGUUCAUAUCUGAUUUAAUCUAGUUAUUAUUUAACUAUUUAUUCAUUCAUUUCUAAUUAACUAGAUAGAUGAUUUACGUAUAAGAAAGACUUUUCACUCUGUUAUGUACUAAUGAAUGCAGGUAGUAGGUUCAGUUUACAGGUGUUUUGUUUCAAAUAAAUCAC
Molecule: messenger RNA, 1791 nt
Organism: Penaeus indicus
Lineage: Eukaryota; Metazoa; Arthropoda; Malacostraca; Decapoda; Penaeidae
Product: sulfotransferase 1B1-like
Exons: 6
Coding region: 101-1129 (342 amino acids)
Biological process (GO): sulfation
Cellular component (GO): cytoplasm
Molecular function (GO): sulfotransferase activity
Source: RefSeq, a predicted model, not a curated record